CCUUAUUAGCAUUACCCCUUCACUCUUCACUGAAAAAAACCCUAAACUUCUGAAUACAGAGAGAGCCGCAGAGUUUGCUCAGGAAGUAGCUCUCAUCCAGAGCGAAAAUGACUUUCAAGCGAAGGAACGGAGGUCGUAACAAACAUGGACGUGGCCAUGUCAAGUUCAUCCGCUGCUCUAACUGCGGCAAAUGCUGCCCUAAGGACAAAGCCAUCAAGAGGUUCCUUGUGAGGAACAUUGUUGAACAAGCUGCUGUACGUGAUGUUCAGGAAGCUUGUGCUUUUGAAUUGUACACUCUUCCUAAGCUCUAUUUGAAGAUGCAGUACUGUGUUUCAUGUGCAAUUCACUCCAAGGUGGUUAGAGUCCGUUCUCGUACUGACAGGAGGGUUCGUGAGCCUCCACAGCGUUUCAGGCGCCCAAGGGAUGAUCUCCCAAAGACAGGACAAGCUCCACGCCCCGCUGGAGGACCCCCUGCUGCUCCACGCACUUAAGUUAUUAGGAUUCAGGUUUUGGUUAAUCUGAUAGUUAUGGCGUGUUUUACAUGUGGUGGUUUUGACAUUGUACUGUUUUCAUCUAGAUAUUUGAACCUAUUACCAUGUUAUGGAAUUGAAUUUUGAAUGGAAAACAGAUAUUCAAGUUUUCUGAAUAGAAGGCUCUCAAUUUGUGCUUCUGAUAA
Solanum tuberosum (potato) is the source of this 676-nucleotide messenger RNA. RefSeq names its product 40S ribosomal protein S26-3-like. The transcript has 5 exons. Gene Ontology annotation, biological process: translation. Bases 108 to 491 code for a protein of 127 amino acids. Gene Ontology annotation, molecular function: mRNA binding; structural constituent of ribosome. The record is from RefSeq and is a predicted model, not a curated record. Lineage: Eukaryota; Viridiplantae; Streptophyta; Magnoliopsida; Solanales; Solanaceae. Gene Ontology annotation, cellular component: ribosome; cytosolic small ribosomal subunit.